Messenger RNA from Macaca mulatta (Rhesus monkey), 2040 nucleotides. It is a transcript of the gene KYAT3, whose product is annotated as kynurenine aminotransferase 3. Gene Ontology annotation, molecular function: L-kynurenine:2-oxoglutarate transaminase activity; pyridoxal phosphate binding. NCBI's taxonomy places the organism in Eukaryota, Metazoa, Chordata, Mammalia, Primates, Cercopithecidae. Gene Ontology annotation, cellular component: cytoplasm; mitochondrion. The record is from RefSeq and is a predicted model, not a curated record. Gene Ontology annotation, biological process: biosynthetic process.
GGCCCCCACCCCUUCCCUCCUCCAUUUCCAUCCGGUCCGCGAUCGCGGCGGACCCCACAGUCAACGCGCGCCGUGAGUCACACUCCACAGCCAAUCCCUGGCCACAUCCGGGCUCGCCCCCGGCCCGCCCCAUUGUUCCCACAAGCCCGGAACCCACCAAAUCCCGCCCCUCCCCUCCCAAAAAAACACCCCUUAUCCAGUCUUUUCCAGCCUAGAGAUCACAGCCUAGCCCUCAGCCAAAGCGCGCACUGAGUGCAAACCCCAGAGUCAGUCCGUGUCCCGGCUCCGCCCCCCGCGUCCGAAUCCCGCCCAGCCAGGCCCUCAAGCCCAGGCGGGUCUCGAGCCUGGAGAGGCGAGGUUCCAGCACCAGAUAGAAAAUGUCAUUGAAAUUCACAAAUGCAAAACGGAUUGAAGGACUUGAUGGUAAUAUGUGGAUUGAAUUUACCAAAUUGGCUGCAGACCCUUCUGUUGUGAAUCUUGGCCAAGGCUUUCCAGAUAUAUCCCCUCCUACAUAUGUAAAAGAAGAAUUAUCAAAGAUUUCAGCAAUCGAUAGCCUGAAUCAGUAUACACGAGGCUUUGGCCAUCCAUCACUUGUGAAAGCUCUGUCCUACCUGUAUGAAAAGCUUUAUCAAAAGCAAAUCGAUUCAAAUAAAGAAAUCCUUGUGACAGUAGGAGCAUAUGGAUCUCUUUUUAACACCGUUCAAGCAUUAAUUGAUGAGGGAGAUGAAGUCAUACUAAUAGUGCCUUUCUAUGACUGCUAUGAGCCCAUGGUGAGAAUGGCUGGAGCAACACCUGUUUUUAUUCCCCUGAGAUCUAAACCUGUUGAUGGAAAAAGAUGGUCUAGUUCUGACUGGACAUUAGAUCCUCAAGAACUGGAAAGUAAAUUUAAUUCCAAAACCAAAGCUAUUAUACUAAAUACUCCACAUAACCCACUUGGCAAGGUGUAUAACAAAGAGGAACUGCAAGUAAUUGCUGACCUUUGCAUCAAAUAUGACACACUCUGCAUCAGCGAUGAGGUUUAUGAAUGGCUUGUAUAUUCUGGAAAUAAGCACUUAAAAAUAGCUACUUUUCCAGGUAUGUGGGAGAGAACAAUAACAAUAGGAAGUGCUGGAAAGACUUUCAGUGUAACUGGCUGGAAGCUUGGCUGGUCCAUUGGUCCGAAUCAUUUGAUAAAACAUUUACAGACAGUUCAACAAAACACAAUUUAUACUUGUGCAACUCCUUUACAGGAAGCCUUGGCUCAAGCUUUCUGGAUUGACAUCAAGCGCAUGGAUGACCCAGAAUGUUACUUUAAUUCUUUGCCAAAAGAGUUAGAAGUAAAAAGAGAUCGGAUGGUACAUUUACUGGAAAGUGUUGGCCUAAAACCCAUAGUUCCUGACGGAGGAUACUUCAUCAUCGCUGAUGUGUCUUUGCUAGAUCCAGACCUCUCUGAUAUGAAGAAUAAUGAGCCGUAUGACUAUAAGUUUGUGAAAUGGAUGACUAAACAUAAGAAACUAUCAGCCAUCCCCGUUUCAGCAUUCUGUAACUCAGAGACUAAAUCACAGUUUGAGAAGUUUGUGCGAUUUUGCUUCAUUAAAAAGGACAGCACACUGGAUGCUGCUGAAGAAAUCAUCAAGGCAUGGAGUGUACAGAAGUCUUGAUAUGUGCAGAAUGGAUUAAUGUUUGUUAGAUGACCUAGUAUGGAAUUGUUACUUAGUGCUGCCACCUGCUGGAUGUUAAAAGGUAUUUCGGUACAACUGGAAUUUAAAUAUUUACAUUGUUUUUCCAAAGCAGUUAACACAACUCCUAACAAUAUUCAGGGGAUCUGACCUUUUUUUUCAGUUGAAAUGUAUUAACACAUCUUCCAUGAUCAUUUUUUAAGAGAGUCAGCAUAACAUAGUGGAUAAGAACUGUGAGAUGUUUAACCUCUCAGUAACUUGGUUCCUUCAUUAUAAAAUGGGAAUAAAAUCAGUACCUGUUUCAUAUGAAGGUCAUUUCUGAGAAUUAAAUGGACUAAUGUAUGCAAAAGCCUGGCAAACAAUAAACACUCAUCUGACUUUA